Manihot esculenta (cassava) is the source of this 2131-nucleotide messenger RNA. RefSeq names its product mediator of RNA polymerase II transcription subunit 21. The transcript has 6 exons. NCBI's taxonomy places the organism in Eukaryota, Viridiplantae, Streptophyta, Magnoliopsida, Malpighiales, Euphorbiaceae. Gene Ontology annotation, cellular component: mediator complex. The coding region runs from base 1454 to 1858 and encodes 134 amino acids. Gene Ontology annotation, biological process: regulation of transcription by RNA polymerase II. Gene Ontology annotation, molecular function: transcription coregulator activity. The record is from RefSeq and is a predicted model, not a curated record.
AUUUCCUCUAAAGCUACAGUUUUUCUCUGGAGGUUCUAGUUUUCGAGUGAGUUGCGCUCCGCCCCCAUAGUCUCAUUUUCCCCUAUCGUGUUGAGCAGCUCUACAGCCCUAGCUGGCCGGCGCAUGCCCUGACCGUCAACGAUUGGUUCAGCUACGGUACUCUGCUUCUUUCUUUCAGCUGCACAAUCGGUUGCUUCAGCCAUUGAUCAAGGGUUUCAGCUACACAGUCCGCCCCACCGCCUUGGUUCACAUCUUCUUGAGUUGGCUGCUUCAGUCAUUGCAGUGUAACGCAUUCGUUAUUUCAAGUUAGCAGAUAGCUGAUCCGACUUGCCAUUACUCAAUUUUGUGGAUCCUGUAUUGGUGGCAUUGGAUGCUUUUCUCCUGGAGCUUUGUGGUUUAUCUGCAAGCAUGCUUCGUGUGGACAUUUAUUUAUUCUUUCUGCAUCGAGUGAUAUUUUAAGUUAGUUUCCUCAUAGCGCAGCAAAUUUGAUUUUUAUUCUUCAGCAGUACAGGGCUUUUUAUUGACAUUGCUUGUAUUUGAACUUUUAUAUCUGAUUUUGUUAAUCUCAAACUUGAGCUUGAGCUCAAGUUUCAGCUUGAGCUCAAGUUUCAGCUUCACAACUUUGAGCUCGAUCUUAAGCUUUGAGAUGAGCUUAUUAUUGAGCCAAACGAGCAUAAUAAUGGGCUGAGCUUGAGCUCUUUUCGUAAACAUGUUAAACUACCUUAAACCGGACCGAGCUCAAGCUAGGCUCUUUUAUGUGAUAAAUGAGAUCGAUAGUAGCCAAACUGAAAUCAAGCUCAAGCUCAACAAAGUUUAAAUGAAUUGAGCUCGAGAUUGAGCCUGAAAAUUUUUUUCCAAGUCGGGCUUGAACUUCCAAAAGCUCGGCUCGGUCCAAUUACACCUAAGGUAUUUGGCUCCUGUUGAUCUAUGUGUCUUUUGUUAUAUUACUACUACUAAUAUUAUCGGGUUUUUUCACAUUUGAUUGACAUGGAGUUACAUUGGGAUUUUGUUUUACAGAUUUUAGUUCAUGUAAAUGGUGGUACCAAUACCAUGGGCCUUAUACUGGUGGUGUUUCUUUCAGUGUUAGGUUCUUAAUAUGAUUAAAAAAUUAAACAUUUUAUGUCAAGAUUGUCAAGCUUCAACUGAAUGAAUACCAGCACAUGUAAACUUUUGUGCUUAAUGCUGCAAGCUCAAUUUGUCACGAUUGAUGCUUGUUGGUCACUGAUUCAAUUUCUGCGAAGCAUGAAUAUUUUGCUUUUGCAAAUCAAUGAAUUUGCAGCUUUGUUUGAUGGGUUUUGUUUAAAAAUUCUGUAGGACUGUGUCUCAUACCCAUAUCCAGGAACUAUAAAUUUAUGUAAUGAUGUGCUGUGUGUUUGUGAUUUGAAGCAAUCAGAAAAAGUGCAACUGCAGAGUUUUAUUUUGAAGUUCUUUUGCAGGUAUAAGUAUAUGAGAGAUGGACAUAAUUUCUCAAUUGCAAGAGCAAGUCGAUUUAAUUGCAUCACUUGCUUUUAAUACUAUUGGGACGCUGCAAAGAGAUGCUCCUCCAGUGCGUCUCUCUCCAAAUUAUCCUGAACCACCAGCUAACCCUACUGAGGAUUUUGUGGAGCAACCUAAAUUGAUGAGUGCUGCGCUUGUAAAGGCUGCUAAGCAGUUUGAUGCUUUGGUGGCAGCUCUUCCAUUGGCCGAGGGGGGUGAAGAAGCUCAACUGAAAAGGAUUGCAGAACUGCAAGCUGAAAAUGAUGCAAUAGGCCAAGAACUCCAAAGGCAACUGGAAGCUGCAGAGAAAGAAUUGAAGCAGGUUCAGGAGCUAUUUAGCCAAGCAACAGAUAAUUGCUUGAACUUGAAGAAGCCAGAUUAAAGAUGGCACUGGAUUUCCUAAUAUGGGAGGUGAAAAAGGCAUAAAUGGCCUAGAUGGAGAAAUCCAAAGUUUUUUCCCUUCAUUACGAGGAUGUAUCAUCUGCACGUGUUGUAUAUUGGUGUCUUCAGCAAAUAUAAGAUUGUCUGGUGUGUUAAAGUGGCAUAUGCAUGGUAGAAUCAUGUUAGAGCACCCUUUAUAAAUUAAUGUUUUAUAUAUUCAGAUUAAUUAUUUGACAAAUUCAAAGAAGUGAAGCUUUGGCUAUUCGCAGUAGUA